Messenger RNA from Penicillium pulvis, 798 nucleotides. It is a transcript of the gene rrg9, whose product is annotated as mitochondrial ribosome assembly protein RRG9. Gene Ontology annotation, cellular component: nucleus. NCBI's taxonomy places the organism in Eukaryota, Fungi, Ascomycota, Eurotiomycetes, Eurotiales, Aspergillaceae. Bases 1 to 798 code for a protein of 265 amino acids. The record is from RefSeq and is a predicted model, not a curated record. The transcript has a single exon.
AUGGCAUCCUACUGUGCUGCCUCGUCCAGGCUAGCCCUACCGACAGUUUUUCGGACCCUGUUCCGCUCCGAGGCGCCUCGCAAUCUACGCCCUUCCCGGAGUGUGCGCUCGCCAGCGCUCUACCAACCCAGACUGUUCAGCUCCGCCACUCUAUUCCGCCAAGUCCAGGAACAAUCGCAACAUGCAAUCCCCGUCACUCAAGAGAAUCCUACUUCCAAGUCUCCAAAGCCAUCGGAAUCUACUGCAGACUCGACUCCACCCUCUGAAAGGUCACCCGCGGACUCAGUGAAGUCGUCCAAGAACCCCGAUUCCAAAAAGAAGAACAAGGAUCGCAAAGAUCGCAAUCCCUCCAAACAUGCCGGCAAGGACAAGAAAUCCGAUAAGCCGAAGAAAGAGGACACACAGAAAAAGAAGGCCGAGCCCUGGAAGACUCAAAAACAGGCACUUGACAGGAAGUUCCCAAACGGUUGGAACCCUCCCAAGAAGCUUUCACCUGAUGCUCUGGAUGGAAUUCGAAGUCUACACGCAAGUGCUCCAGAUAGAUUCACAACCACGGUUCUGGCAGAGGAGUUCAAGAUCUCACCCGAGUCGAUUCGCCGCAUCUUGAAGAGCAAGUGGAGGCCGAAAGCUGAGGAGAUUGAAAGUCGGCGGGCACGGUGGGAAGCGCGACAUGAGCGGAUUUGGGGUCAUAUGGCUGAGUUGGGUCUACGGCCGAUGACCAAAAGUGCUCUUUCCAAGUCCGACUCCAAAUUACUGUAUAAGAAGGACAAGGAGGACCUGGAGGAUAAGGGAGAAUAA